Hypoxylon fragiforme is the source of this 816-nucleotide messenger RNA. RefSeq lists its product as uncharacterized. Lineage: Eukaryota; Fungi; Ascomycota; Sordariomycetes; Xylariales; Hypoxylaceae. The transcript has 2 exons. The record is from RefSeq and is a predicted model, not a curated record. The coding region runs from base 111 to 509 and encodes 132 amino acids.
GGUAGUUAAGACUUGAAUCAUAUCAUCGUCUCAUCAGCAUACAAGCCAAGUCUAUCUCACCAACUCUACUCAAACUUCACCAUCAGAUUAUAUCGACCAACACCGUCAAAAUGAAGACCUUCACGACUCUAGCUUCCCUCAUGCUCGGCCUCUGCCUCACCGGCGUCCAAGCCAGUCUCCCCUACGAGGUCGACAACGUGGAGUGGCGACGAUCGCCUCCCCCCGCCGCCAUCGAGGCCAAGCUCCCCCAUCCCACCGGCACCUACCCCGCCAGCAAGCCGUUCCCGCACCACACCGGAGGUCCUCACCACACCAUGAAGUUCGUCACCAAGACCGGCACCGGCCACGCCUACCCGACGGGCCACCUGAACAAGCCGACGCUGCAGAAGUGCAACGACGUGUCGGAGUGCAAGAACCUCGUCUGCCCCACGGUAUUGGACGCGAAGAAGUCGUGCGCGCCGCUGCUGGAGAGGGGGCAUAGGGAGCAUGGCAAGGAUGUUGAGAAGUAAGUUGCCACCGCACCUGAGGAGCCUUUAAUUAGGUAGGCAUGAAACUUGACAUAGGUAACUAACGGAAUGAUACUUAGGGUCUGCAAGUGCACCUUUUCCAGAAACCAUGGCAGGCCUCCCUUCAGCACGAAGGAGUACAGCAACGGCACAAAUGAGUCCUAAAGCGAUGACAUGGCUACUUACUUAGGUAACCUACCUAUAUGACUUGUUUUUUUGGGAACUGAAAUAAAAACUUGGGGGGGCUUUGAAACUUGUAUAUAAGGGCGAUUGGUGUUGAGGGUAGAUUUACUUGUAAUUCUGAUACCUA